Messenger RNA from Nannospalax galili (Upper Galilee mountains blind mole rat), 2747 nucleotides. RefSeq names its product TNF receptor superfamily member 4 (gene Tnfrsf4). The record is from RefSeq and is a predicted model, not a curated record. Gene Ontology annotation, molecular function: protein binding; tumor necrosis factor receptor activity. NCBI's taxonomy places the organism in Eukaryota, Metazoa, Chordata, Mammalia, Rodentia, Spalacidae. Gene Ontology annotation, biological process: inflammatory response.
GGUUGCUAUACUUCAGGGCCAGGAGCUCUGGGCCCUCCAUGGGGUUCAUCACCCAAUGGGAAAUAAUGCAACUUGCUGUUGCCUUGAAAACUGAAGGAUUAAGAUAAAAUUAGAACAUGCUUCUCUGGAAAUGAUCAGCCCCAUAGAUCCUUGGUAAGGACUAGCAGGCCAUCCCAUGCUUGUCUGCAAGCCUCUCAUAGCCACACAGGAUCCUAGCCUGCAGUAUGAGAAAGUACAGAUAUUUGUUGUCAAUUACUUUAAAAUAGAAUGACCUGUUUCUAGUGUGUGUUUGCUUUUGGUGGAAAGACCAAGCAGAACAAUGGGAACAUUGGCUAGGUGGCUCCUAGUAGAAGCUUUUGCAGUGGGCAGUUGGUUAUCAGGGGCUUGUAGCUCCCAUUAAACACUGAUUCUCUUGGUGGUAGUAAAUGAGAACAGGAUCUGAUAGUAUGGGCUGGAGAAAAAGUGUUGGUAAAAUUCCAUAUAUGAGAAGAGGUAUGUGGGGCCAAAUUGGGUCUUGAGGUUGGGACCUGCCAGGACCCCACUGCUUGAUAUUCCGAUGGUGAAACAAGUAUGUUGAGACAGCUGGCACUCUUUGACUAUCCUGGGCCUGCUUUGGGUGUCUUUUGGGUGUAACCUGGUGUUUUCCACAGGGACCCACUUCUGUGUAAUAUAGGGGGUUCCUGCUGGUCAUGAGGGUAUGGUGGCACUGGAAACCUUGGCUGGUUUCUAGACAAAGAUGAACGACUAAAGAAUUCAAGCUACAGCCUGGCGUCUGGUCUACAUAGUGAAUUCAGGUCAUUUGGGGCUACAGGGAGACCCUGUCUCAAAAAGACAAAAAAAAAAAAAAAGAAUUCAAACUUCAUGGUGUGGGCAGGAAGGUCCCAGCAGGCCUCAGCCUCUGGGUGUCCUGGAAUGGCAGCACACACUGCUCUAGAAUAUGGUCCACCUCCUGGCAGAUUAUGACUGCCAAACUUGACCACCUUCCCCACCCUGUUCUGUCUCAUGGCUUUGACCUGGAGGGUCACAACUGAGGUGGCAUGCAGGAUCCUCUGUUCAGGUAAGGGUACAGUGUAACCCUGGAAGCCAGCUGCAUUCUUGGGCAGACAACUGUUGCAUAGUGACACCUGGUCUUUCAAAUGUUCUGAUGACCUGCAGUAUAGUGCCCAAGGAGCAGGAGUUUGUGGGAGCUGCUUUAACUCUCCCUAUUAUCUUGUCAUACAGAGGAGGCGAGUAGGGCCCCACUCUUAACUUGUGCCUCAAGUCUACCUGACUUCAGGAGAGACCAUGUGGCAAGUGUGACUUCUCCCAUCCCUGGGUUGGAUCUUCUUUCUGUCUGCUCAUCAGAAUUGGGGAACAUUGCCUAGGAUGCCCUGAGGUCCCUUUCCCAGAACACUCACUACUUCAGAAGUAUGGGGUGGGCAUCCUGUGGCCUCUUGUCCCACCCUGGCUUUUCUCUACUCACUUCCUAGCCCAGCCUGGCUGUCUGUGCUAGGAGUUUCCACACGAGGGCUGGGGACUUCUGCUUUCACAUGUAAUACUGGGUGGGGGGUUUCCAGCCCCAGUCCUUCAUCUCACCCUGCGGCAGAACUAUCCCCAAAACUUAAUUUUUGUUUUUUUUUUUAAAUUUUUAUUUUAAAACAGACUAUCGCUCUAUAGCCCAGACUGGCGUGGAAUUUCCGAUCAUCAUGCCUUAGCCUCUCAAAAGUUGGGAUCGUAGCUCUUAUAGCCACAUCCUGCAAGGAAAAACCCCAGAGUCCUGUGAAGGCAGAGACCAGACAAGGAUGUAUGUGGGGGUUCAGCAGCCCACAGCCCUUCUGCUCCUGGGUCUCACAUUUGGAGCUGCAGCCAAGCUCAACUGUGUCGGGAAUACCUAUCCCAAUGGCCACAGGUGCUGUCAUGAGUGCCAGCCAGGCAGUGAGAUGGUGAACUGCUGUGAUCACACCAGGGACUGCCACCUGUGUGAACCUGGCUUCUACAAUGAGGCAGUCAAUUAUGAUACCUGCAAGGAAUGUACACAGUGCAACCAACGAAGUGGAAGUGAACUCAAGCAGAACUGCACACCUACUCAGGAUACUGUCUGCCACUGCAGGUCAGGCACCCAGCCUUGGCAAGACAGCAGCCACAAGACUGGAGUUGACUGUGUUCCCUGCCCUCCUGGUCACUUCUCCCCAGGCAACAACCAGGCCUGCAAGCCCUGGACCAAUUGCACCUUAUCUGGAAGAUGGUCCCAGCGCCCAGCUAGUGCCAUCUUGGACACAGUCUGUGAGGACAGAAGCUUCCUGACGACCCUGCUCUGGGAGACCCAAGGCCCUACAGUCAGGCCAACCACGGCCCAGUUUACCACAGUCUGGCCAAGGACUUCUCGGUCACCCUCUACACCCUCCUUGGAGGCUCCCAGAGGCCCUGCACUUGCUGCUGUCCUAGGCCUAGGCCUUGGCCUGCUGGCCCCAUUGACUGCUCUGCUGGCCCUGCACCUGCUCCAAAAGGCCUGGAAGUUGCCUGAUGCCCCAAAACCCUAUGGGGGAAACAGCUUCAGGACCCCCAUCCAAGAGGAGCAGGCUGACACACAUUUUACCCUGGCCAAGAUCUGAGCAACACCUCAGGAGUAGCUUUAUGAGGCAGGGGCACCCCAUAUCCUAGUGCCCACCAGCACCCUCCACACCAUUCUAGGUGCUGGGCUGGCUCUGGGCUCUCCUAUGUAUGCUGUGCAUACUACCUGCCUAGCAGUACCCCCAAUAAACAUGCUA